AUGGCAACAUACCAAGGAAUCCUGCUACACCUCAUCUUCUCCCUCCUCCUCAACCGCGACCAGUCAGAUCUACAACUGGCUCAAGUUCUCCCCGAUAUUCCCUCUCAGCUUCUCGUUUCUCUCGUGCACAGCUGCUUGAAGCGGCAUAUGUUCUUCUAUCCCUCAAUAAUGGCCCAAUUUAAACCAGGUAUUAACCCCGAUGUUUUUAUCUGGCUUGGUAUUGAGGAAGUCAAGCGUUUCGACUUGUGCUUGUACAGGGUAUGCAGACAUGCCCGGGUACACGACACCAAACUCUUGGAAGAGGCGCCCAAUUUUAGCCCUCGCGGUGUACCACAGCUACCGGGUGAAAGUCUUCUUUCUCUGGCAGAUCUGCAAUUUGCGGUCCCAGAUAGUGAUGAGCUCUGGCAUGCGACUUCAGACUUGGCUGCGAAACUCGCGGGAAACUCAGCCACGUAUACCAAUGAGAAUACUGAGGAGUAUUGGAUAUCCCGGACUGCGCGGCUAUUGCAGCCUCGUGAUCAACAAUUUCAGUGGAUAUAA
Molecule: messenger RNA, 540 nt
Organism: Penicillium griseofulvum
Lineage: Eukaryota; Fungi; Ascomycota; Eurotiomycetes; Eurotiales; Aspergillaceae
Exons: 1
Coding region: 1-540 (179 amino acids)
Source: RefSeq, a predicted model, not a curated record